Molecule: messenger RNA, 7017 nt
Organism: Sarcophilus harrisii (Tasmanian devil)
Lineage: Eukaryota; Metazoa; Chordata; Mammalia; Dasyuromorphia; Dasyuridae
Gene: SIK3
Product: SIK family kinase 3
Exons: 25
Coding region: 380-4663 (1427 amino acids)
Biological process (GO): protein phosphorylation; microtubule cytoskeleton organization; intracellular signal transduction
Cellular component (GO): cytoplasm
Molecular function (GO): tau-protein kinase activity; ATP binding; protein serine/threonine kinase activity
Source: RefSeq, a predicted model, not a curated record
CGCUUUUAUUUUACUGCCGAGGAAACUGAGGCCCGGGAGCGGAAACAGACUGUUCAGUCACGCGGCUGUGUGAGGCCGGGGUGCGGAAGCUGCGCUGAUGGGGGACCGCUCAGAGCGUCCCUCGGAUGCCUCAGCAGGGUCCCCACGAAAUCUAGGGCACGCGUGGAGGGGAGGGAGGUAGCCGGUGUCAAACGCCGGGAUGAGGGCGGGCUUUUGGAGAAGGCUGCUCACGUGGACGGACCGAACUGGAACUGGGACUUGGCUAGCGCGCUCGGGGUAGCCGCGGCCUGUGCCCCAGAGGAGGGCGCUGGGGAGCCGGCGCCCAGCAAACCCGGGCCCACGCGGGGAGGCAGAGCGCGCCGAUGACGUCACGGUUGCCAUGGCUCCGGGCAGUGACGCGAAUCGGCACGUGACGAGCGGUUGCCAUGGCGCCGGGCGCCGGGCGGCGCGGGAGCUCCGCCCGCCCGGUGACGUAUUCCCCGCUUCCCCCUCCUUUCCCGCCCCCCUGCCCCCCUCCCGGCUCCCCGCGGUCCCGGAGGUUUCUCUGCACAACAAGAUGGCGGCGGCGGCGGCAAGCGGAGCUGGCGGGGCUGCUGGGGCCGGGGCCGGGGGAGUCGGUCCGGCCGCUCGUCUGCUGCCCCCGCCAGCUGCCGGGCCCCCGGCUGCGCCCGCCCCGGUGCCCUCUGCCGGCACCCCGCGCCCCCCAGCCCCGGCCCCCCGCGGGCCGAUGCCAGCCCGCAUCGGCUACUACGAGAUCGACCGCACCAUCGGCAAGGGCAACUUCGCCGUGGUCAAGCGGGCCACGCACCUCGUCACCAAGGCCAAGGUUGCUAUAAAGAUCAUAGAUAAAACCCAGCUGGAUGAAGAAAACCUCAAGAAGAUUUUCCGAGAAGUUCAGAUUAUGAAGAUGCUCUGUCACCCACAUAUCAUCAGGCUCUACCAGGUUAUGGAAACAGAGCGGAUGAUUUAUUUGGUGACAGAAUAUGCUAGUGGAGGAGAAAUAUUUGAUCACUUGGUUGCCCAUGGUCGGAUGGCAGAGAAAGAAGCUCGUCGGAAGUUCAAGCAGAUUGUGGCUGCCGUCCAUUUCUGCCACUGCCGGAAUAUUGUUCACAGGGAUUUGAAAGCAGAAAACCUGCUUCUGGAUGCCAAUCUGAACAUCAAGAUAGCAGAUUUUGGGUUCAGUAACAUCUUUACCCCAGGGCAAUUACUCAAGACCUGGUGUGGGAGUCCCCCAUAUGCUGCUCCUGAGCUCUUUGAAGGAAAGGAAUACGAUGGGCCCAAAGUGGAUAUUUGGAGCCUUGGAGUGGUCCUCUAUGUGCUUGUGUGUGGUGCCCUGCCAUUUGAUGGGAGCACCCUGCAGAAUCUUCGGGCCCGGGUGCUGAGUGGAAAGUUCCGAAUUCCAUUUUUCAUGUCCACAGAAUGUGAGCACUUGAUCCGACACAUGCUGGUAUUGGAUCCAAGUAAGCGCCUUUCAAUGGAGCAGAUCUGCAAACAUAAAUGGAUGAAGUUGGGUGAAGCUGAUCCCAACUUUGAAAGGUUAAUAACUGAAUGCCAGCAUCUGAAGGUAGAAAGACAAAUGGAGCCUCUGAAUGAAGAUGUUUUGUUGGCCAUGGUGGAAAUGGGACUGGACAAGGAGCGAACACUACAGUCAUUAAGGACAGAUGCCUAUGAUCACUACAGUGCAAUCUAUAGCCUACUAUGUGAUCGGCUUAAGAGACAUAAGAACCUGCGUAUUGGAGGACCUCCCAGUGUACCUCGGACCAUGACCUUCCCCGCACCAGCCACUAUCCAGACGGAGCAAGCAGGUACCGCUGUAAGCAUCAAUGUUCCCCAGGUGCAGCUUAUCAAUCCGGAAAAUCAAAUUGUGGAGACGGAUGGGACAAUGAAUUUGGACAGUGAUGAAGGUGAGGAGCCUUCUCCUGAAGCCCUGGUCCGAUACCUUUCAAUGAGGAGGCACACAGUGGGUGUGGCUGACCCUCGCACGGAAGUCACAGAAGAUCUUCAGAAGCUUCUUCCAGGCUUUCCUCGAGUCAGCCCCCAGGCUCCAUUCCCCCAGGUGGCUCAUAACAUGAAUUUUGUGCAUAAUCUACUCCCUAUGCAAAAUCUGCAACCAACCGGGCAGUUAGAGUACAAGGAGCAGUCACUGCUGCAGCCUCCCACUCUACAACUGCUAAAUGGAAUGGGCCCCCUUGGCCGGCGAGCAUCAGAUGGAGGAGCCAACAUCCAGCUGCAUGCCCAACAACUCUUAAAGCGUCCAAGGGGCCCCUCCCCUCUUGUCACCAUGACACCAGCAGUGCCAGCCGUUACCCCUGUGGACGAGGAAAGUUCCGAUGGGGAGCCAGAUCAGGAAGCUGUACAGAGAUACUUGGCAAAUAGGUCCAAAAGGCAUACACUGGCCAUGACCAACCCAACAGCUGAGAUCCCUUCGGACCUGCAGCGGCAGCUAGGACAGCAGCCUUUCCGUGCCCGGGUCUGGCCGCCUCACCUGGUACCUGAUCAGCAUCGCUCUGUCUACAAGGACUCCAACACCUUACACCUUCCCACAGAACGUUUUUCCCCUGUGCGCCGGUUUUCUGAUGGGGCUGCAAGCAUCCAGGCUUUCAAAGCUCACCUGGAGAAAAUGGGCAACCACAGCAGCAUCAAACAGCUGCAACAGGAGUGUGAGCAGCUGCAGAAGAUGUAUGGGGGACAGAUUGAUGAGAGAACACUUGAGAAGACCCAGCAGCAACAUAUGUUAUACCAGCAGGAGCAACAUCAUCAGAUUCUCCAGCAGCAGAUUCAGGAUUGUAUCCGUCCUCCUCAACCCUCUCCACCUCUUCAGGCUACAUGUGAAAACCAGCCAGCCCUUCUUACCCACCAGCUCCAGAGGUUACGGAUCCAGCCUUCUAGCCCUCCCCCCAGCCACCCCACCAACCAUCUCUUCAGGCAGCCCAGUAAUAGCCCUCCCCCUGUCAGCAGCACCAUCCUCCAGCCUCAUGGUGCUGCCUCUUCUUCCCAGUUUCAAGGCUUGCCAUCCCGAAGUACAGUCUUCCAGCAGCCUGGGAACUGUUCUCCUCCCCCCAAUGUGACACUGACCUGCAUGGGCCUACAGCAACCUGCCCAGUCUCAGCAGGUGACCAUCCAGGUACAAGAGCCAUCCGACAUGCUCAGCAACAUGCCAGGGUCAUCAGCAGCUGGGCGGGGCAUGUCCCUCAACUCCUGUGCCAGUCAGAUUCAGAUGCAGCACCGUGCCAAUCUGAUGGCCUCCCUCACGUAUGGGCAUCGCCCAUUGUCCAAGCAACUGAGUGCCGAUAGCGCAGAGGCCCACAGCUUGAACAUGAAUCGGUUUUCCCCUGCUAAUUAUGACCAGGCCCAUUUACACCCCCAACUGUUCUCGGACCAGUCCCGGGCCUCUCCCACCAGCUACAGCCCAUCCACCGGAGUGGGCUUUCCUCCAACCCAAGCCCUGAAAGUCCCCGCACUCGACCAGUUCCCUACUUUCCCUUCCAGCGCACAUCAGCAGCAACAGCACUACACCACGUCGGCACUCCAGCAGGCUCUGCUGUCCCCCACGCCGCCCGACUAUCCAAGACACCAGCAGGUCCCCCACAUCCUCCAAGGACUGCUCUCCCCCCGGCACUCGCUCACAGGCCACUCGGACGUUCGGCUGCCUCCGGCAGAGUUUACACAGCUCAUCAAAAGGCAGCAACAGCGACAGCAGCAGCAGGAGUUACAAGAAUUAUUCAGGCAUAUGAACCAAGGGGAUGCUGGGAGCCUGGCUUCCGGUCUAGGGGGGCAGAGUCUUUCAGAGUGCCAGGCUUUGUCUUUGCCUUAUCAGAACACUGACUCAUAUCACCACCAUCACCACCACCACCACCACCACCAUACCAGCCCCCAGCAUCUCUUACAAAUCAGGGCACAAGAAUGUAUCUCCCAGGUUCCCUCGGCCGCCCCGGCUCAUGGCUACGCACACCAGCCGGCGCUGAUCCACUCAGAGAGCAUGGAGGAGGACUGCUCGUGUGAGGGGGCCAGGGAGUGCUUUCCAGACAGUAAGAGUUCAAACACUUUGACCAAAGGUUGCCAUGAGAGUCCCCUGCUAUUGAAUACAGGAGGGCCUGGAGACCCAGAAUCUUUGCUAGGAACUGUAAGCCAUGCACAGGAAAUGGGGGUGCAUCCGUAUCGACAUCAGCCAGUGACUGGAUUCAGUAGAAAUAAAGUGCCCAGCAGAGAAUCUGUCAUAGGGAACUGUAUGGACAGAAGUUCUGCUGGACAAGCUAUGGAGCUGCCUGAUCAUAAUGGGUUGGGUUACUCAUCACGCUCUCCUGUCAGUGAGCAUCACAGGCCCCGGACCCUGCAGAGACAUCACACUAUUCAGAACAGCGAUGAUGCUUAUGUGCAGCUGGACAACUUGCCUGGGAUGAGUCUCAUGGCUGGAAAAGCACUUAGCUCUGCUCGGAUGUCUGAUGCCGUCCUCAGUCAGUCUUCCCUCAUGGGGAGUCAGCAACUCCAGGACAGGGAAAGUGAGGGCUGUAGAGAGAGUUUGGAAGGUCAAGAGCCCUCAGAGCUGAGCGACGGCAGCCAGCACUUACACAACUCUUGUUAUCCAUCUACAUGUAUUACAGACAUUCUACUGAGCUACAAGCAUCCAGAGGUCUCCUUCAGCAUGGAGCAGGCUGGGGUGUAACCAGAAGCGAGAUGUUUUGUGUACAGCUUGGGAAUAAAAAAAGUUCAUUUUAAACCCACAGUAUCUAGCAGCAUCGCGCCAAAUCGCCAUUGUAUUUUUGCCCAGCUGGAAUAUCACAGCUCCUUUCCUCCUAUCCAGUCCAUCAGUGUGCUGUUCCUUGGGGUUCAGAGGGUGUUCUACCAUGUUUGCCUGUAUGACCGAGUCGCCGAGGAAAUAAAUGGGAAAUGAGAGUUCUCCGCUUUUGGCAAAAAGUGCAUUUGGUUUUGUGUUUUCUUUGGAGGCUCUAGAUAGGAGAGAUGAUUGGGGUGUGGAUGGACGCCUAGGGUCUCUGAGCCACCACCCAAAGCAGUCCUCCAAGAAGCCCCCUCAUCCUUGCCAGCAUCGUUGGAUGCCAGGAACAAAUAUGGAGGGCAGCUGCCUCUACAGUCUACACAUCAGGGAAUGGAUGGAAAGGGGGAAUGGGGUGGAAUCUAGCAUUGGCAAGCAAUAAAUAAAGUUUAAGAGACCCUCAGUCAGGACCCUAUGAGUUUUCCCUGCUGAGAUCUGCUGAAAAGAUUUGCCCAGUCUGGCAAGGCUAUUAACAGAAAGCCAAAGUCCUACCCAAAUCUUAGUAUUGAGGCUGGGAGUAGCCUGAAGCAAGAUAAGUCUCACUUCCCCUUCUUCAGGGGGGCAUGUUUGUGGCACACAGAACCCCUCUUGUCACCUCCAGAGCUGGUUGCCUUGGUAAACCAUCCCUUCUAUCCACAGACAGAACACCCAAGAGUGGUGCAAUCUGCUUUUUGUGGCAUCUUUUUUUUUAAUUGCGCUAAAAGGAUUGUUUUCCCAUAUAUAUAAUGUAUGUGUGUAUAUAUAUAUAUCUGUGUGUGUAUAUAUACAUAUACAUAUGCGUAUAUAUGUAUAUACAUAUAUAUUUACCUUUUCCUUUCAAACUUUGCCCUCCCUCCAGCCUCCUUGCCACAGCAAGAACAGGAGGUUCUUUUGGAUCCUUCCUUACUCCCUACCUCCCAUCAUCCUCAGCCCCCUUUUUCUUCUUGAUCAUGUAGGAAUUGUUUUUGGUAAAUGUUGUUAUUGUUAUUAUUAUUAUUAUUGUUAUUAUUAUUAAUAAAGACAAAAGGAAUUUCUGUUUAAAAGAGAAAUGUUUAACUAGAUUCUGUUCUAUUUGAAUUGUGACUUGCACCUUUGUUCAAAAGUAUUUUAUUUCCUUUUAAUGACACUGUAAUUGUGAGCACUUCUUACUGGUGCGGGUGACACAUGUUGUGGUCUCCUUCCCCCUUGCGGAUGCAGUACAUACACCAUGACUCUCAUCUGUCCUUCUCCUCUUGUGUGUGCUUUACUAUUAGAAACCAAAGCCUUCUCCACUGGCGGGGGCUGGGAGAAUAUGUGGACUUGUCUCCUUUUGAACAUUAGUUGUUGGGUUUUUUGUUGGGGUUUUUUUUUGGGGGGGGGUGUUUUUUUUAAUGGGACUUGACUCUAGAUCCUUUUAUUUUUUCCACAAAAACAUCCCUAAUCUCCUAAGAAUUUUUCUCGAAUUUGCACAGAAGGAAAUGUGAGACCAGCAUGGCCGCUGCAUGCUGCCGACAGGUUACCUCUCCUCACCCCCACCUCAGAGCGCAAACCUCGGCCCCUGCCCACACACCUUUAGCCAGCACUGAAUCAGUCUUCAGUCGGAAAACGAACGUUGGACACGCUGGAGCCUGAGCAAGAUCUCCCACUGAUGAAUUCCUCCAGCAUGGGGAGCUGCUUUGGGUCUCUCCCACAUCCCAUGUCUUUGACCUGUCCGGUAGUGAGCUCCCAGUCUCUAUUCUAAUUGUGACUUCUUUGCCUGCCCAGCAGGAGGGUACCAAGAAAACACUGAAAGCGUGUUUAACUUUUCCAUAUCUGUUUCUGUCUCUUGAAUUCCCUCUCUUCCUUACUCCCCUUUCCCCAACCCCCACUCUGUUUUGUUUACAUGAUACUGUAUUUCUGGGAAAGCAAACUGCUCCCCUCUAGCAAAUCCAGAUAAAAGCCAGUGAGUUUAUUAAUCGUGCCAUCUCUUAUACCACACUUUUUUUUUUAAUCAUUGCUUUGUAUUGUAGUAACCAAUACGCGCAGUAUAUGUUGAAUGUAUAUUAAUAUACUUUGCUAUUUACUUCUGUUAUUUGGAAAUGUCACAAGUAUUUUUUUCUUCCUCAUUUAUGUUGGACUGAAAAAGGGAAAAAAAAAAGAUUUUAACAAAACCCACCACCAGACCCAAGUUGCAGUCAGAAGACCUUUAGUCCGCUAAUUUUUUUUUUUUUUUGUGGGGCACUUAACAACUAAUAAUCUAGUUGAACAGUGUGGGGAUCAUGAUAAAUAAAAACCUGAUUAUGAUCUUA